AUGGCACUUAGUAUUCCAGUGAAACUUCUCAACGAAGCUCAAGGCCAUAUAAUAUCUGCUGAAUUGACAAGUGGCGAGAGUUAUAGAGGCAAACUGGUUGAAUCUGAGGAUUCCAUGAAUAUACAACUCAAGGACGUUACAUUAACAGCCCAGGACGGCAAAGUCAGUCAUAUGGAACAAAUAUUCAUUAGAGGUUCUCAAAUACGGUUUUUCUCUGUCCCAGAAAUUCUCAAGAACGCCCCAAUCUUCAAUGCGAAUGAAACAAAACCACAGGCUCCAAUCAGAGGCCCCAGAAGGCGAUGA
Messenger RNA from Komagataella phaffii GS115, 303 nucleotides. RefSeq names its product Core Sm protein Sm D3. Bases 1 to 303 code for a protein of 100 amino acids. Gene Ontology annotation, biological process: RNA processing; spliceosomal snRNP assembly. Lineage: Eukaryota; Fungi; Ascomycota; Pichiomycetes; Pichiales; Pichiaceae. Gene Ontology annotation, molecular function: RNA binding. The transcript has a single exon. Gene Ontology annotation, cellular component: U5 snRNP; U12-type spliceosomal complex; U1 snRNP. The record is from RefSeq and is a predicted model, not a curated record.